Messenger RNA from Camelina sativa (false flax), 573 nucleotides. Lineage: Eukaryota; Viridiplantae; Streptophyta; Magnoliopsida; Brassicales; Brassicaceae. The record is from RefSeq and is a predicted model, not a curated record.
AUGAUUAAGGAUUGUGGGAUGCUUGAAUUUCCUUGUUAUGGGGAUCAACUAUCCUGGCGUGGGAAUAGGUGUAACAAUCAAGUGAUUCGUUGCCGUCUUGACCGGGCUUUGGGUAAUGAAGACUGGCACGCCCUCUAUCCCAAUUCGAAAGUUGAGUAUCUGGAGAUGAUUGGCUCUGAUCAUAGUCCAAUUUUAGCAACUUGUUUGACGGCGGUCGGAGAUGUCAGAGACAAUUCCGGUUUGAUAAACGGUGGUUGGUCUGCUCUGCAUGAUGCGAAGAUGGAUGAUUCGGUUUCGCAGGAAGAUAUUCGGGGGAUUGAGAGAAAGUUGAAAGAGGCAUACCGGGAUGAGGAGAUUUAUUGGCAACAAAAAACGUCGGGUAUGGAACAUAUAGCUACAACAUAUUUUGAGGAUCUGUUUAAGAAUUCCGAUGGUGGAGGUAUUGCUGAAAUGCUACAAGCAAUAGAUCCAAUUGUUACGGAAGGUUACUCCGGAGAUUCGAUCCCAGAUAAAGUCAUCGAUCGAAUGCAGUAUGAGCAUUGGUCGAUGCUGGUUCAAUUCUCUGCGUUUUGA